Messenger RNA from Phodopus roborovskii (desert hamster), 1564 nucleotides. It is a transcript of the gene Reps2, whose product is annotated as RALBP1 associated Eps domain containing 2. The annotation marks the transcript as partial. The transcript has 14 exons. Gene Ontology annotation, biological process: endocytosis; endosomal transport. Gene Ontology annotation, molecular function: protein binding; calcium ion binding. The record is from RefSeq and is a predicted model, not a curated record. NCBI's taxonomy places the organism in Eukaryota, Metazoa, Chordata, Mammalia, Rodentia, Cricetidae. Gene Ontology annotation, cellular component: cytoplasm; plasma membrane.
UCGGGACCCUAGAGAAGGCCCUAUGGAGGUGGCGGCGGGUGGAGGCUGUGGCGCGGGGCCGCCGUUGCUGCUGAGUGAUAGCGAGCAGCAGUGCUACUCGGAGCUCUUCGCGCGCUGUUCAGGCGCUGCAAGCGGGGCCCCGGGACCUGGGCUCCCCGAGGCUACCAGGGUCGCCCCAGGCACUGCCACUGCGGCCGCCGGUCCAGUGGCUGAUCUGUUCCGAGCGUCGCAGCUGCCUCCGGAGACGUUGCACCAGAUCACAGAACUGUGUGGUGCAAAGCGGGUUGGUUAUUUUGGUCCAACACAGUUUUACAUUGCCCUGAAAUUGAUUGCUGCAGCACAGUCUGGCCUCCCUGUGCGGACAGAGAGUAUUAAAUGUGAGCUGCCUCUGCCUCGCUUUGGGAUGUCAAAGAGUGAUGGUGAAAUGCGCUUUGGGAACCCAGCUGAGCUGCAUGGAAAGAAGGUUCAGAUUCCAUACACACUCAUGGAAAAAAAUUCUCUCAAAAGAAUGGACAAUGAGGAUAAACAGGAAACACAGUCUCCCACGAUGUCACCCCUCGCCUCCCCUCCUUCUUCCCCGCCUCAUUACCAGAGGGUGUCCUUGAGCCAUGGCUACAGCAAACUGCGGAGCGGCACAGAACAGAUGCAUCCAGGUCCUUAUGAAACUAGGCAGCCCAUUGGCCAGCCUGAAGGAUCCUCAUCAGAGGGUCCAGGAGCCAAACCCCUUCGUCGUCAGGCAUCUCUUAUUCGGUCCUUUUCAGUGGAGAGAGAACUGCAGGACAACAACAGUAAUUACCCAGAUGAGCCCUGGAGGAUAACAGAAGAACAGCGGGAAUACUAUGUCAAUCAGUUUCGCUCCCUCCAGCCAGAUCCAAGUUCCUUCAUUUCAGGGUCUGUGGCCAAGAACUUCUUCACCAAAUCAAAGCUCUCAAUCCCAGAGCUCUCGUAUAUCUGGGAACUCAGUGAUGCUGACUGUGAUGGAGCCCUGACCUUGCCUGAGUUUUGUGCUGCGUUUCAUCUCAUUGUAGCACGAAAGAACGGCUAUCCACUGCCAGAGGGCCUGCCUCCUACUCUGCAGUCAGAAUAUUUGCAAGCAGCUUUCCCGAAAUCCAAGUGGGAGUGUGCAAUAUUUGAUUCUUAUUCUGAGUCAAUGCCAGCAAACCAACCACCCUGUGACUUGAAUCGGAUGGAGAAGUCAUCUAUUAAAGACAUGGCUGACUUUCCUGUUCCUACCCAAGAUGUGACUACUGGUGAUGACAAACAAGCCUUGAAAAGUACUGUAAAUGAACCUUUACCAAAGGACGUGGCUGAGGAUACAGCAACUUCUAAGGACUGCAACAGUCUCAAAGCAAGACCAAGAUCCAGAUCUUACUCUAGUACCUCCAUAGAUGAGACCAUGAAAAGGGGUGAGGACCCUCCCACCCCACCACCGCGGCCACAGAAAACCCAUUCCAGAGCCUCUUCCUUGGAUCUGAAUAAAGUCUUCCAGCCCAGUGUGCCAGCUGCUAACUCAGGAUUGUUACCUCCACCACCGGCACUUCCUCCAAGACCUUGCCUAACACAG